AUGUUACAGCUGUCUCAACUUCGAAAUAUACAUGAUCAUCAUAGCAAGGUAGAGAAUAACAGCUCAUCAUCUAUUACCAUACCAUUGGUGCCGGAGCACGGAAACCCUCAAGCGGACGGUGUGCAACCAGAGUCACAUUCAACAGAGAGCGUCACUUCCAAGACAAGACCUCCGCCAGAACUUCCGCUUUUCUCGUCAACUGCCAAUUGGCCUAUCAGUUCAAUUACCUUGGAAAUCCCGGCUGCCUUCCCUGUACCGACCAAAAUCGAGAUUCAGAAUGAUGAAUCAACCUCAAGUAACAUACCAAUCCCAACCGAAACCGUCGCCACCGUUUUCGAAGCAGAGUUUCCGUUUCAAAAUGAUCUUGACCUUGACUUUCCGAGUCACGUAUUGAAAGCUCUGAGCAAUGAGAAACCAUACAAUUAUCCAACAAAUGGAAAGCAUACAUAUGCGUACGCUACAUUCAUGGCAACCCGGAACCCGUCCAUCAAAGAUCCUUACUUCAUGGCCAUACAUUCUCUUAUCUACAGAGUGCUAUGGUCCCCUAGAUCACGGAGCGAAGGAUACCCUUUCAUAGUGUUUGUCGGAGACUUCGUUACUAUGGAGCAGCGAGAAUUGUUGGCGGGGGCCGGAGCCAUCGUUCGUGAGCUAGCACCACUCGAAUGGAAUCCAAAUACACCUGGUGCACAACACCGUUGGAAGGACUUGUUUGCGAAACUCAACAUGUGGAAAGAGACGGAGUUUUCACGCAUCCUAUUCCUAGAUGCCGACGCUUUUCCCACCACAAAUAUUGACGAUAUGUUUGAACUGGGAGUGAGUCAGCAUUGUCUCGGCUCCAAUCUGGAACCGGAUGACUAUCUUCUAGAUGGCAGCCCAGUGUGUGAGCCAUACGUGUUUGCGGGUGUUCCUCAGAAUCCAUUCAAUGAAACGAAUCGGAACAUCAACGUUGGCAGUAUGGUUUUCUCUCCUUCAGAAAGGAUGCAUCAGCGACUGUUGCAGAAUUACGUCAAGACGGACAGAUAUGAUUGUAUGAUGGCUGAACAGGCCUUUCUAAACUGGCAAUUUGCCCCCCAAGGCGCGUUUCCCGCAACACAAUUAGACAGGGCGUAUGGUGGAUUUUUCCCCCAGGAGGAUGAAGAAGGGAAGUUGAAGGUUAUCCACGAAAAGCUAUGGGCAGAUGACAGAAUGUGGAUGAAGCGGGAGUGGCUAACCCAAUGGGAAGAGAUGAUACAAUUCUACACAAGUCCGGCAUUCCUUGAAUCGAGGGCGGCCAGCCUUGGUUUAUUUGAAACAUUGGAGUAA
Messenger RNA from Aaosphaeria arxii CBS 175.79, 1302 nucleotides. RefSeq names its product glycosyltransferase family 8 protein. Lineage: Eukaryota; Fungi; Ascomycota; Dothideomycetes; Pleosporales. The transcript has a single exon. The record is from RefSeq and is a predicted model, not a curated record. The coding region runs from base 1 to 1302 and encodes 433 amino acids. Gene Ontology annotation, molecular function: glycosyltransferase activity.